AUGUGCUUGUGCGGAGGCCUCGCGGAGGACAACGCCAGGUUCAUCCUCCUCGCCGUCGUCCUGGUGGCGUACAUGCUCGCAGGCGCGGUCCUCUUCCAAAGGCUGGAGAGUGAUUUUGAAACACGGCAGGCCGCGGAAUUUUGGCGGGUUUAUCACGCGUUCCGAAGGCACCACCUGCGAGGUAGCCCCUCGGCCUUGCAGAGGCUGCACGAACUCCUGUACGCCUACGGCAACGCUUCCACCACCGGCAUCAUCAACAAGAGACGCCGCUGGGAUUUUCCCGGUAGCUUUCACUUCGUGGGCACCAUCGUUUCUACGAUCGGAUACGGAAGUACCGCGCCGCAAACAACGGCGGGCAAAGCGGCCGUAGUUGUCUACGGUUUCUUCGGUUGUUCCGGUGGCAUUUUGUUCUUCAAUCUGUUCCUGGAGAGGAUCAUCACGUUCCUGGCUUGGAUUCUGCGCAGCUGGCACGUGCGUCGCCUGAAGAGGCGCCUUCGCCGGGCCACGUUGACCUCCCGGCGCGUCUCCAAGUCACCGAGCGCUAAUAAGCCAUCCUUGCCGGACAUCCUCGACGACGACGACAACAACGUAGACUUGGACCAAUGGAAACCGAGCGUGUACUGGGUCAUGCUCUACUUGUCCGUCACUUCCUGCAUCAUCGCCUGUUGCGCCGCUGCACUUUACGCACCGCUGGAGGGCUGGGAUUACUUCGACGCGCUGUACUUCGCUUUCGUUAGCUUCACCACCAUCGGCUUCGGCGAUUACGUCAGCACGCAAAAGCCGAGCUAUCCCCACGUGCAUUGGUACAGGUUCGCGAAUUUCGUCUUCCUGGUGACGGGCUGCUGCUGCAUAUACUCGUUGCUGAAUGUCACGUCGAUCGUGAUAAAGCAGGGCCUGAAUUACGUGAUACACAAGCUGCAGUACGGUAAUCGGGAUGUAGCGGCGCCGUAUCUGCCGCGAAGACGAUCCUCGGUGUCGGCGAUAUAUUAUUCGAAGAGGCGGGCGACCAGACUAGUCGGCAGGGACUCUAUCCGGGCGGAGGAGAACACGCCUCGCAGGAUGUCCGGCGAGCUGAUCUCCAUGAAGGACUUCUUGUCGGCGAACAAGGUCUCGCUAGCGGUGAUGCAGAAGCAGCUGUACGAUGCCGCACAGAUGCAGAGGGGCAGCGGGUCGCUCGCGGCCACGCCGAAUCAUCAGGUGCUGAAGCCGCCGGUCGGCCCGCUUGCGAUCGCCAGCGAGAAGUUCGAAAGUAAAAGCACUAUAAACAGAUAG
This is a messenger RNA of Dinoponera quadriceps, 1272 nucleotides long. Its product is annotated as potassium channel subfamily K member 13-like. Gene Ontology annotation, molecular function: potassium ion leak channel activity. The coding region runs from base 1 to 1272 and encodes 423 amino acids. Gene Ontology annotation, cellular component: membrane. The transcript is spliced from 5 exons. Lineage: Eukaryota; Metazoa; Arthropoda; Insecta; Hymenoptera; Formicidae. Gene Ontology annotation, biological process: stabilization of membrane potential; potassium ion transmembrane transport. The record is from RefSeq and is a predicted model, not a curated record.